Messenger RNA from Ilex paraguariensis (yerba mate), 438 nucleotides. The record is from the annotation of a GenBank genome assembly. Lineage: Eukaryota; Viridiplantae; Streptophyta; Magnoliopsida; Aquifoliales; Aquifoliaceae.
AUGGCGAGUCCCUACCGUGCCUCUGUCAGCGCUGUUCAGGUUGGUCGCUACUUUGUUCAACAGUACUAUCCGGUUCUUUGUCAACGACCUCAUUUAGUUCAUCAUUUUUACACCGAUGAUAGUUCUAUGGUUCGGGUAGAUGGGAAUUCUAGCAAGACUGUUUCGGCAAAGCUGGCAUCUCCCUUACAAUUGGCUGGAAGACGAGUCUAUGUUGAAGUGAGGAGAGCAAACGGCAGCAGUAGCAGUUCUCGUGGAGGGAGGGAAGAGGCAGAGGAAGUUAUUAAAAUGAGCCACUGCAAGGGUGAUAUGGUGCACAUACUUUUGACAGGGGAAGCAAUCAAGAUGGGGAUGACAACAGCAAACAAAGAGGCAAUGGAUUCUAGGGUUCGUAAUGACCCAAAGGGUCAUGACACACCAAGUAGAAGCAACUGGGCAUAA